AGAGAGAGAGAGGGAGAGAGAGAGAGAGAGAGAGAGAGAGAGGGGAAGCAGCAGCAAUGGGUAAGGUAGUGGAGAGGAAGAAGAGGAAGAAAGGGCGGCCAUCGCUGUUGGAUCUUCAAAAGCGGAAUCUAAAGGAGCAGCAAGAACAAGAGGAUGAAGAGCAGAAGCAACAGAAUCACAACAAACCCAAGCGAAUCGACCGGUCCUCCGCAAUUCCCAACCCUAAUUACGCUUCUUCUACUCCCUUGCGGCGAUCUACUCGCCGGAAUCCCAACCCCGACGGACUCACUCCCGAUGACCACGACGAUGCCGAAUACAACCAAGAAUUGGCCAGGAACCGCCGCGAGAGGAAACUCAAGCUCGUUCUCAGAUUGCACUCUCAGAAACCUCCCGUCAAUUCGUCCUCUCUCAAUUCCGGUGGUUCCGAUUCUAAUGCGGAGGGGGAUGAUAAUGUUGCGUCGGCUAAUAAGAAGCGGAAGAUCGGUUCAAUUGCGGAGGGAUCUAGGAUCCAAGACUCCGAGAAGGGUGAAAAGUCCAUUUCUACUACAAACCCAUCGGAAACCCUUCAAGGGUCGCAUAUGGAUUCGGGACCCUCGACGCUUUUACCUGAUAAGAAGCUUUUACUCUUCAUCCUCGACAGGCUUCAAAAGAAGGAUAUCUAUGGUGUGUUUUCCGAACCAGUGGACCCCAACGAGCUUCCAGACUAUCAUGAAAUUAUAGAGCAUCCGAUGGAUUUUGGGACUGUUCGUGGGAAGCUUACUUCUGGAGCUUAUACCAGUUUGGAACAGUUUGAAAAAGACAUUCUCUUAAUCAGUUCAAAUGCAAUGCAAUACAAUGCCCCAGAUACCAUAUAUUUUCGGCAGGCACGUACCAUACAAGAGUUAGCAAAAAAGAAUUUUAGGAACCUGAGACAAGAUAGUGAUGAUAAUGUACCAGAACCUAAAGUAGCAAGAAGAGGUAGACCACCGACCAAGCAUUUGAAAAAACCAUUGGGUCGACCUUCCUUGGAACGUGCUGGUUCCGAGUUUUCCCCGGAUGCCACUCUUGCUACUGGUGGUGAAAACGCAAAUUGGUCGAACGAUUUGAGGAAAGGAUUUCAUCAUUUUGAAAAAACUAGUUUAGCUGAUUUUUCUGGCAGAUUCUCCUUUUCUUCCAAUAGUGAUGCUGCUGCAUUUAACUUGUUUAACCAGAGCAGAAUUGAUAGAAGCGAUGAUAUUACAGGUUCUGGACUGAGAAUUAAUUCAGUGAGACAGGGGAAAAGACCAAUUGUCUCUGAUGAGAAUAGGCGUAACACAUAUAAGCAAUUUCAAGCGGCAGCUGCUUUGCUAGAACCCUCUGUGUUGAAUACAUUUGAUAGAGAGAGGAAGCUUUUAAUGCCAGUCGGACUUUUCUUGGAGCAUGCUUAUGCACGAAGCCUCGCUCGAUUCGCUGCAGAUCUCGGAUCUGUAGCUUGGAGAGUUGCUUCGAAGAAAAUCGAAAGAUCUUUACCAGCAGGUUCAGGUUUUGGUCCUGGAUGGGUUGUAGAAAAUGAUACCACACCAAAGAGAGUGUUUCUACCUCAAGCUGAACUCUGUCAAAUGUCAACAUUACAGCAGCCUCUUGCUCCUGCACAAAAGGGCGUUCGAUCAUCCGACAACUCCGAAGCUGAUACUUCAUCUAAGACACACGACGACGAGCCUUCUCAUGCCCCCAGUUCAGAUGGCCAUUUAAGUAGGCCUCCCACUGAGUUUGCUGCAACUUCAUCAUCACCGUCGAGUACUCAACGAUCUUCUGAGCCGUGCAGGGGACAGGCUGAAGCGGUCGAAGGAUUGAAUCCCAGUAGUGAUUAUAAUGUAUUGGAAAGUAGUAUUCCAACCUCAAGGCCUUCAUUUCAGAAACAACGCCAGACUCCAACAAUCCGCCCUGGUAUGAAUGGAUUCAAUGGUACUUAUGCCUUUGAUCUCUCUGCUCACAGGGGGCAACUAACAGGAGCAUCCGAGCCUGCUGGUGAACAACCUCAGUCAUCUCGAACGCUCGAGACAACGACCUCGAGGACUAAUGCUAACUUCAUCCAUCCAGCAACGGAUCCCAGUACAACAAACUCUUCCAGUUCAUUGCUCGGGCCGGGGAAUGAGGCUCAUUUGCAGGGGCCAUCACCAGCAGAAAAAACAACAACAAUACACCACAAACCGGAAUCAGUUCCCCCGGACGUGAACACGAGAUUUAAAUCUCCAGGAUCUCCUAGCUGUAGUAAGGUGGAGUGUGGUAAGCCUGAUUUAGUAUUGCAGCUAUGAGGAUUAUUACUAAUUGUUGAUCAUUUUUCAAGUUCUUGAUUAAACCAUAGAAAUGGUGGUGUGUUGCUCAUGGAGUAAUGGCAAAACCUACCAACUUGUGUUGUAAAAACAUUAGAAGAGAGGUUCGUUCAUGUACAGAUUUAUGUAUCCUAAUUUCUUAGGUUCAUAGGGGAAGAUAAAAUGUAUUUUAAUUUUAAUUUUUAAAUUAACAAUAAUCCAAAUUGGUUCAAUUCA
Molecule: messenger RNA, 2507 nt
Organism: Cucurbita pepo subsp. pepo (vegetable marrow)
Lineage: Eukaryota; Viridiplantae; Streptophyta; Magnoliopsida; Cucurbitales; Cucurbitaceae
Source: RefSeq, a predicted model, not a curated record